Messenger RNA from Zootermopsis nevadensis, 3812 nucleotides. Lineage: Eukaryota; Metazoa; Arthropoda; Insecta; Blattodea; Termopsidae. The record is from RefSeq and is a predicted model, not a curated record.
GUACUCUGAAGGCAUUGAACAUGAAGUCGAUACGUAAGAUAUCUUUGUCAUCGUUCGAUACAUACUUGCUAGCUUGCACUAGCUCUGCUUGAACAACAGUGACUUCAGGUUAUCUUUGUCAGUAAUGUUAAUUUUUUAGGCGUCCAGGAAAAAUUAAUGUCUGAUAAUGGAAAAAUGUACAUAAUAUAUAGUACUCUGAUAAUAAUUUGGCGCUCAGUUGUUGCAAUGGCAACAUUUCAAGUUUUUAAUUUAAAAUCGCCUACAUUUUUGUAAUUACAUGCCUUCGGAUGACUUAAUCACACGAAAACAAUGAUAUAGUUCGUCUAAAUUUAAUGCUACGAAAAUUAUUUAAUCAUUUUGUCAUUUUAUGAUUAUUGGUGAGAAAUCUGUCGCCUGUUAUAAGCAGGGAGUUCAGUGAGAGACAACAGGAAAGAGCAUGGUAAUACAACAGUUGUCAGACGAGCCGCCUCUCGUCAAAGCAAUCUUCAUAGGGGAUGUUGAGGAGGUGCAGCUGUUACUGGGGCAGAAGGAGGAUGUGAAUCUCCAGGACAGUGAGAAACGCAGCCCAUUACAUGCAGCUGCCUUCAGGGGAGAUCCCUGCAUUGUAGAAGCACUGAUACUGAGUGGUGCAAGGGUUAACACCAAAGAUUCAAAAUGGCUCACACCUCUGCAUAGGGCAUGCUGCAGUGGGACAUAUCUCUGCAUCUUGUUAUUGAGGGACUACAAGGCUGAUAUUAAUGCUAGGGACAGAUACUGGCAGACUCCCCUUCAUGUGGCUGCCGCUAAUAAUGCUGUUCUCUGUGCCGAUAACCUGAUACCACUGUUACCUAACAUCAAUGUGACUGAUCGUGGUGGGCGUACCAGUCUGCACCAUGCAGCUUACAACGGUCACCACGAGAUGGCUGAGCUGCUUCUUACUCAGGGCUGUGUGGUGAACGCUUGCGACAAGAAGGACCGACGUGCUCUGCACUGGGCCGCGCAUAUGGGCUAUGAAGAUGUUGUGAGACUUCUGAUCAACCACUCUGCUGACAUGAAUGUGAAGGACAGGGAUCUGUAUACACCCCUGCACGCUGCAGCUGCCAGUGGUAGCGUUAAUGUGGCACAGAUACUUCUGGAGAGCGGUGCAGAAGUGGAUGCUCGAAACUCGUACGGUAAUACCCCUCUCCACAUAGCGUGUCUGAAUGGACAUUCCAACAUGUGCAAUGAGCUGACGUACUAUGGAGCAGACAUCAAUGCACUCAAUUACAGAGGCCAGACUCCACUGCAUAUAGCUGCUGCGUCAACACAUGGAGAGAGGUGCCUUGAAGUGCUGAUUAAGGUGGGGGCUGACAUAAAUGUCCAAAGUGAGGACGGAAGAACGCCGUUGCACAUGACAGCUAUACACGGGCGCUUCACUCGCUCCAAAACGCUUAUUGAUCAUGGGGCUGUUGUGGACAGCAUGGAUAAGAAUGGCUGCACUGCACUGCACAUAGCUGCCCUCUAUGGUCAUGAACUGUUGAGUGGAACACUGCUAACAUUUCAGGCAGAUCCUAGCAAGAGAGGAUAUGAAGGUCGGACGCCGCUUCACAUGUGCUGCCUUGGUGGCUUUGUAGAGUGCUGUCGUAAGUUCUUGCAGGUGAAUGUUGAUCUCGAUAUUCAAGACAGUACAGGCAAAACUCCGUUACAUUUGGCAGCAUUCAGAGGGUCAGUUGACUGUCUUGAUCUGCUGGUAAGCAGUGGUGCCAACUUUCAGCUGCAAGAUGCACAUAGUCGGAUUCCUUUGCACUAUGCAGCGGCUCGGGGACAGUAUCCGUGUGUGUUCACGUUGGUUGGGAUCGGCAGUCAGGUGAACAAGCAGGAUGUGGAUGGUUGUACACCUCUUCACCAUGCAGCCGCUCAGGACGUGGAGGGAAAGUGUGUGGAAUACCUCCUGCAGCACAAAGCAGACCCCAGACUGCGAGACAACAGGGGCUACACUGCGAUCCACUAUGCUGUGGCCGGUGGCAAUCAGACAGGCCUGGAGUUUCUGCUAGCGGCUGUUGGCUCAUAUUUCAGUCUCAGUGGUGAUGACAUGCCCAAGAUGACUCCUUUGCAUUUAGCGGCAUACCACGGACAUAGUGAUAUUCUGCGACUACUCUUACCUCUAUUUUCCAAUGCAAAUAUCAAAGAUGACUCCGGCAAGGCACCUCUAGACCAUGCCUCUUUCAAAGGUCACCGUCAGUGUGUGCAGUUAUUGCUGCGCUGUGGGGCUCUGGUAAGUGUCCACGAUGGAGUGACACAGCGAACGCCAGUCCAUGCAGCUGUAGUGAAUGGUCACAAGGAGUGUCUCUUGCUUCUGUUGGAAAACACAGAGGAGAGCCAGGUUGUCAACAGUGUGGACUACAAGAAGCGGACACCUCUAAUGCUGGGCGUGUCAGCAGGUCACAGUGACUGCAUAGUGAUGUUGCUGAAGUACGGGGCUGACACGAAUCUUGUGGACGAGGAUCAGCACCCUGCUCUCUUCAGGGCUGUGGUACAUGGGCUCCAGGAGAACGUAGAACUGCUUGUGGGCAGGGGGGCAAGCCCCACAUUUCAGGACCAUGAUGGCAAGUCAGCACUGCACCUUGCAGCUGCUUGUGGCCACCUGUCAUGCCUGGCCACCAUGCUGGGGAACACCAAUGAAGAUGUGAGCGAGUUGCAGGAUAGCCAGGGGUGUACAGUGCUGCAUUGGGCCUGCUACAAUGGUAAUGCAAACUGUGUGGAGUAUCUUCUUGGGCAGAAGCACAUUGGAAAUAUGGAGGGAAACUCAUUCUCACCUGUUCACUGUUCUGUCUUCCAAGGCAGCGAGCAGUGCUUGGAGCUGCUAAUUGGACACUUUGGAUCAUCUAUUGUGAACUUGAGGGACCAUCGAGGGCGCACCCCCCUCCAUGUGGCUGCAUUUUAUAACAAUUUGGAGUGUAUGCAGUUAUUGCUGAGCCACGGAGCAAGUGUGGAGGCCAGUGACAUCACUGGGAAGACUCCACUCCUCCUGGCUGCAUACAGUGGGCAGUGCAAUGCUAUCGAAUUGCUCUUGGACUGGAAGGCAAACAUCAAGGCAUGUGAUCUGCAGAGCAACACUGCCCUCCACCAUGCUUGCCAACGUAAACACAGCCGCUCGGCCCUCCUCUUGCUCGAGAGGACGGAUGAUGUGGAAGUCGUCAAUAUGACAAACAAGGAACUGCGCACGCCACUGCAUCUGUCAUCUCGACAUGGCAUGGUUGCCGUGACACGUCUGCUACUGGAGAAGGGAGCAUCUGUGCUUGCCGUGGACUGCGACGGAAUGACCCCUGCCUUGGCCUGUGCCCCAGACCGCAAUGUGGCCGAGUGUCUUGCCAUCAUCCUCUCGAUGUAUCCUUCAGUCACGCUUUUGGCACAACAACCAAAUAACUUUCAGAAAGGUCUCAAGAAACAUCCGACACUGACACAACUGCUGCAGCUGCAUCCACUGUCGUCAAUUGACUAUUCAGUGUACAACAACGUCACUUCGCCAGAGAUGAAGGCUGCUGCUGGGGACCAAUCAAAUCUCUCUCACAACAGCUCAGACUCUGACUUCUACUAGCAACCAAUUUGGAGAGGAAGAGAGACUGGACAUGGUGCUUACACAGACACAGCCACAACCCACCAAGUCUUUCUCUUUUAAUGCUUUACUAUGUAUUAAUAUUUUACUUUUGGGUUGUGGUUCUGUGAAUUCAGUUGUACUUCGAAAGCAUUGUCAUAAUUAUUUGCAGUGUCCAUUUUUUUAAAAUAACAUUUUUUUAGUACUAAAGCGAUAAGCUGGUGUUAAUACAAUAAAUACUAAAGACAUUUUAAUAUUG